This is a messenger RNA of Magnusiomyces paraingens, 2307 nucleotides long. RefSeq lists its product as uncharacterized. The transcript has a single exon. The record is from RefSeq and is a predicted model, not a curated record. Lineage: Eukaryota; Fungi; Ascomycota; Dipodascomycetes; Dipodascales; Dipodascaceae. Gene Ontology annotation, biological process: positive regulation of transcription by RNA polymerase II. Gene Ontology annotation, cellular component: nucleus. The coding region runs from base 1 to 2307 and encodes 768 amino acids.
AUGUCUACCUAUACCAACUAUUUGCCUCCUACAGACUCUCACAAGUUUCAACACUCCAAACAAGAAAUGUCUCACCAAGUUCCUUACGCAGAUACAUUUUAUUCUACAAAAUUUAUCCCUCAAGAACAAAAGUACCAACAGCACCAGCAACAGCAACAGCACCAGCACCAGCACCAGCACCAGCACCAGCACCAGCAACGAUACAACUAUCCUUUAAAUAACUCAUUACCACAAACAUCUCUCCCCAUAGAUUCCACAGGGUUAAUGCCUUCUCCUACAGGCCCUUUGGAUGAAAUGCCUCCUUCUCCUAAACAAAUUUCCUUUUCACAUACUUUAAACUCCAUUCUUGGACCUGACCCAUGCGCUCCAGUCAUCUCCCCUCCAUCUUCAGCUGCUACUACCCCUAACGAAACUUCUAUGGACUCUUCCCGUGCUUCCCCACUGGAAUCAUCUCCUUGCUCCACUUCUGGGAUGUCGGCUGUUAGCCCAGCAUCUUCUACUGACUCGGCUCUUUCUCCCAAGUCUAUAAUGUCUUCAAAUUCUCCUACUCUUAAUUCUGUCUCCAAUGUUCAAAACUGCCUUUACUCUCAAAAGCCCCAACAAAUCCCGCCCACAGUAUUGUUGCCCUCAGUUUCCUCUGUUGUAAACUCUAUUCCCAGAGUACCAGAGUCUAAGCCUAUCAAAAAGGCCGAACCAAAGUCCAAGGCUAAAUCUUCAAAGUCUGAUGACCAACAAGAUAAGCCCUUGGUAUGCAAAUGGCUCAACUGCUCACUUGAGUUUCAAACUCCUGAAGAGAUUUAUUCGCAUCUUUGCGAGGUCCAUGUUGGACGCAAAAGUACCAAUAAUCUCUCUUUGAUUUGCAGAUGGGAUGGUUGUAACACAAGCACUGUCAAACGCGACCACAUUACCUCCCACAUUCGUGUUCACGUCCCCCUCAAACCUUAUAGCUGCCAUUCUUGCGAAAAGCGAUUUAAACGACGCCAAGACUUGAAGAAACACGUAAAAACGCACACUGACGAUUCUGGUCAAGCCUUCCACACUAAUUCCAAUAUGCCUUACAUGGCUCAUAAUAUGCGAUCCUCUAUGGCUCCUGGGUACUUUGACCAUUACCCCAUGCCUCACCAAGGAUUCCCUGUGGACUAUGCUUACACUACACCUCAAUAUGCUCAGCAACACAGAAACCACUCUUACUCACAACCUCCUCCUCCUCCUCCUCCUGACUACUCGAACCAAGGAUUUUUAUUUUCCAACUAUUCCAAACCUGUCCAUCAACAACCGUCCUCCCAUCAUCGUUUGUCUAGUGGAAAUGAUGGUGGUCUUUUGUCCCACAUCAUUUCAGAAGCUCCUGCUCCUGCCCCUGUUGAAAAUAAUAACCGCAAAAGAGCUUUCGAGGCUACUAAUGAUUUGUUUGAGGAUAUCAAGCGUUGCAGAGUUGCCCCCGUAUACAAUUCGGAAAUGGCUUCUCGCCUUUCUGCCGUUGAGCAAUUUGUUUCAGGGCCUUACAGCAACUCUUCUGCUGCUGCUGCUUUUGCUGCCCAGACACAACUUCCUUCUCAAGCACCACCACCUCAAGAUUUCAGAACACUUCCACCAUUUAAGUCACAACAAGAUCUUCUUGAAGCUGAUCAGUUUUUGUCAAGCCUUUCUUCCAACAUUGCCUCCCAGCCAUCCGGCACCAGAUCAGAGUCUGUUUCUGGUCUUACUCUACCAUCAAAUGGUUACUCCUCUUCCAACUCUUCAGCCAACGCUUCUCUUGGUGCUCCUCUCAAUCUCCCUGUUACUCCUCCAGAGGCUUCCCAAACUCUGGCUUCGUCUUCUGUUGGAUUGUACCCAUCAUUCCAUCAAACAACUCCAACAAGUACCGUGGCUUCUUCUACAAACGAUUCCUUUGGUUCUCAAUAUACUAACCCAUUGUACUCUGGUACUUUGGCUGGCAACAAUGCACCUGUAUCUACCGGAUCAAGCUACCCUCAGCUUGGCUCUCGAUACGAGCGCGACAAUGGCCGUCGCUUCUCUGUUGGUGUCUUGCAACGCUCUUCUAAGCGUACUGCAGAGGCUUCUGCAGAAAAACAGGAAACCAAGGAACAACCUGACGUCGAUGCACUUAUUGCUGGGCUUGGAGAUCUCAAGGUUUCUAAGAAUGAGAAAGAAGAAGAAGAAGAAGACGAAGAAGAACAGCGUGAACGUCACAUUCAUGUUAUUGCUACCAUGCGUGAGAUGAUUGCAUCGUUGCUUAAAUCGUAUCAAGAACCAGAACAAGAAAAGCCUGGUCGCCAGUCCCUUUAUCCCACAAUUGCUGCUUUUUAA